Molecule: messenger RNA, 2265 nt
Organism: Papaver somniferum (opium poppy)
Lineage: Eukaryota; Viridiplantae; Streptophyta; Magnoliopsida; Ranunculales; Papaveraceae
Product: proton pump-interactor 1-like
Exons: 7
Coding region: 1084-1953 (289 amino acids)
Source: RefSeq, a predicted model, not a curated record
UGUGAUACUAACUGAAACUGACCAGUGUUCAUAGUAGCCAUUUUAUUUGUCUCAUUUUUUUUUUGUUUCGUUAUCUGGAAAAUUUGGUUGUUAGGUUACACUAAGAACAUGUGUUAGUGCCUACUGAUACAAAUAUGUAUCGGUUGAAACGGAUAACCAUGAACGGGGGUACUUCGCGGAAAUUCUCAAUCCACUAGGACAAGAUGGAGAAAUAAUUAUGUCAUUUCCUUGUCUCACCGUCGGAGCCUUAAGGGAAAAGAGAAUAAUAUGAGAAGUCAACUGGGAUCUGGUGAGGCAUUUGCUUUUCUUGCAGCCCAAAUUGUAAGCAUCCUUAUAAGUCAAUUAAAAAUUAAUGUUCAUGGAUUUUUAAGUAGAAUCGCCUUAUUUAUUCUUCUCAUCUCUUCUUUGUUUUACCACUUCUCUUUCAUUUCUGUUUUACCGGUACCGUUCUUAUUUAUUCUGUACUGUUCAAGAAGUUUUAAUUUUUACUGACUGAAACAGAAAUCUUUUUCUUGUUUAGUUAUACUGUUUCUAGUCUUAUUCUUUGGUUUUGGUUAUUUUGGCAGGACGAGAAGUUGAUUAGUGCUUCAAACUUUUGUAAAAGUAUUCUCAUCUUACUGAGUUUUCCUUCAAUUCAAGUUUUUCUCAUCAGGUUCAGAGACCGAUUAGAAGCCAAGAAAUGGAAGUCGUAGAAGAAAAUUUAAAGUUCGUACCAUUAAUAGAUCGAAGUCAUGGAACUGAAGGUGAAUGUAUAUGCUUAGAUGAGAAUGCUAAUCAAGAACCAGGAGUGGACGAGCCUAUAGAAUUUAGCUCCAUUGAUUUAUGCCCUAAACCGAAACCUGUUCGUUCUUUUUAUUUCGUGAAGUGUGAACUAGACGAAAGCCCAGAGCUGCAAUCCCAAGUUAAUCAGGCUCAGAAGGAGAUGCAGCAGAGCAGUCAAGCAUGGCUUCAACUUAUUAAAGCCAUUAAGACGGAAGAGGCAGCUAAACGCCAGCUGAUGGCAUUGUUGGAUCUUCUAAAUGUUCGAGAGGAGGUUUUAAUGGAGAUGGAGCAUGAGAAGAGGUUCGUAGCUUGCAUUACCGGAUGCAACAUGGGAAGAGAACAUUGGUUGAGGUGAAGCAGCUUCGUAAGGAAAUUAAACAACUUGAAGAAACUAGAGAGAAGGUUCGAGCUAAUGACAUUGAAAUGAAUCGUGAUUUUUGUCAGCAGAGGGAUGCAAUUUAUCAAACCUUUAAAUUUGGGCUAGUUGGGCGUUUUCGGUACCAGUACAUGGGUUUGGAUUUGGACACAAUUAGAAAGAAAAAGCAAUUACUUAGUCGGAGAAUUGAGUAUGCGAGAAAACUAGAGAGAUCUAUUGAUGAUGAGAUUGAUACAUUGCGAGCACAAGUGGCUCAAAGUGAGAUGAAGAAAAUUGCAGCAUAUGAACGCUUGCUUGAGCUGAAAAGAUUACGUGACAACAGGAAUGCCAAGUAUUACAAAUUCGAUAGACUACUGAAUAAUGCAAGAGCUCUGGCUACAAGUAACGAUGUAGCAGCCUUGGAAAAACUAUCCAGUUCUCAGGUUGAGAAGUUCAUGUCCUUGUGGAACAGAAAUAAAAGUUUUAGGGAUGAAUAUGUGCAAAGAAUUUUACCAUCCCAUGACCGGCCUUUGGGUAGGGAUGUACAGAUGAAAAAUCCUAAUUUCACCUUUUCCAUUUUGGAGGGAAAGAACCAAGAAAGUGAGACUAAUAACGCGAAGUUUAUGAAGGUGAUAAGAAGAGAAAACGAGCUUUUCCAAGCUAAGUUACACUUACAAAUGAAUAAGCAGUUUGUAGAUAAAUCAUCAAGAAAGAAGAUUUCAUGGUAUCAAAAUGUCGCUGAAGAGAAGCUACGGGAAUAUGAGAAGAAUUUGGAGAAGAAGAAUAAGAAAAGAGGAGAUCGAGUCCAUCGCAGUGUUUGUUUAACUAGAAAGUAACAAUUUAAGAAUUAUGACGGGGUCGAGGCUCCAUUCAUGUAAAUUUGGAGAACCAGAAGGAAGAAACUAUUUAAAGUUCUUGAUUCUCAAACUGCUGCUCUUAGUGAUGAAAUCGUUAAGAAGGUUGUUCUUCCAGUCUAAGUUACAUUCUAUCUCUCAAUUUCCAAUUAGUAUAUUAUUGAUUAAUGUCUGUAUUUCCAAUUAGUAUAUUAUUGGCAUCUGGGUCUCUGUAACAAUGGAUUACUUCUUUUGAAUUUCUUGGUUAUAUAUCAAUAUCUGAAUCUGGAGUAUGUUUUUUGCUUCUUCUGUUUA